CUGGCCAAAGCAAAAUGGCGACAAAGUAGAAGAAGAAGCACCUGCAGAAAUUUAGAUACGAAUUUAUUGUUUUCCUCCGCGAAUUGUUAUUGCAAUUACAGUGCACUAAUUACGAGUCGUGCACUUGUCCGCCGUUGCACCUGUCGAACUGAUAAUCGCGAAAGUGAAAAGUGCCCAGCAACUGCGGCGUGUAGCUAGAGGGAGAGAGGAGCGGAAAAACAAGGAGGAGCUAGCCGAGAAGGCAGCAACAAAGAAGCCCGACUCACACACACACACACACACCCAUAUACUGAUAAAGGCACGGACACGGAGAGGGACUGCAGCUGCGGGCUCAUACAAGUGAGAAACUUCGAUCGCGAGAGAGACUGCGACUGUGACUGCGACUACGGCCAAUCGAAAACAAACGCCAAAUGACGGAAUACAAACUGGUCGUGGUUGGUGCCGGCGGCGUGGGCAAAUCGGCACUGACCAUCCAGCUAAUCCAGAACCAUUUCGUGGACGAGUACGACCCCACAAUCGAGGACUCCUACCGCAAGCAAGUGGUUAUAGAUGGGGAGACUUGCCUACUGGAUAUCCUGGACACCGCCGGCCAAGAGGAGUAUUCCGCCAUGCGGGAUCAGUACAUGCGCACCGGUGAGGGCUUCUUGCUGGUCUUUGCCGUGAACAGUGCAAAGUCUUUCGAGGACAUCGGCACCUACCGCGAGCAGAUCAAGCGGGUUAAGGACGCAGAGGAGGUGCCCAUGGUGCUAGUGGGCAACAAAUGUGAUCUGGCCUCGUGGAACGUAAACAACGAGCAGGCAAGAGAGGUGGCCAAACAAUACGGCAUUCCAUACAUUGAGACAUCCGCGAAGACGCGCAUGGGCGUGGACGAUGCAUUUUACACACUGGUGCGCGAGAUCCGCAAAGACAAGGACAACAAGGGACGGAGGGGCCGCAAAAUGAACAAGCCGAAUCGUAGAUUUAAAUGUAAAAUGCUGUAAACGGCCUUGCAUUGGUUUUAUUAACUUUUUAUUUCCUCAAAUGUCGCCUGUUUGUCUGUAUGUGUGGCGGCGGAUCGGAUCGCGGAUCGUGAAUCGUCUCGGGAUCGAAAUGUUCGCCCAUUUUGGACUCUCUGCUCCACGCACACUUACGAAGCGAACUCACACACACACACACACGAGCACACAGAUGUGGGAGAGUGUUAGUCGGUGCAAUUGUCAGAUAAAAAGAAAGAAAUUGUAAUUAAUUUAAGUAACUAGAGUUUUAUGUACGUCGAAAUGAUUUUGUGAAUGUGUGUGUUUUGUGUCGUUUGAAAGGUUGCGUGGCGCCCUUUUAAGAGUAUUAACAAUAACAAACAAACAAAAACGAACGAAGCAAAUCGAAAAUUAAUAUGUACCUCUACAUAUAAACUAUGAAUACUGUUGUAACUGCCUUGGUUCAGCUGCUAUAACCAUUUGUUUUCAAACCAGCCCUAAACUCAAUCCAUUGUUUGUACUUUGCAAGAUAAUCCGUGCUUAAACCCGAGAUAAACGAAUGUAAACAGAUAAAUAUUCAUCCCGAGCCUCCUUAUCACCACCAUUGGUUGGUUCUAAGCUACAACUUGUAACGAGUCGUCGUCGGCUCGUUCUCUUCCUGCACACACGCACGCACGAGCAGAAUUCCAUUAGUACUCAUCAUAGAAAAGAACAAACAAUUCAACCGAUAAGCUCACCGCGAUUGUCGCACAAAAAAAUCUGAUUUAGUGGUGCUAAGAUGCAGAAAUUGUAGUUCGCAUGAGUUUUUGAGGUAGGCCUUUCUUUCAACUUACCAUACUGACAGAUCAGAGAGAAAACAAGCAGCCAAUUAAAUUUACAUUAUAUAGUUUGCUUUAAGCUUUUUAUACAUACAUACAUACAUUUAAUAUUUAAUUUUUUGUAUUAAUUUUUGCCAUACAAAAAGGAACGAAAUAAAUCGAUUGUGUGUACUAUUUA
Molecule: messenger RNA, 1949 nt
Organism: Drosophila kikkawai
Lineage: Eukaryota; Metazoa; Arthropoda; Insecta; Diptera; Drosophilidae
Gene: Ras85D
Product: ras-like protein 1
Biological process (GO): epidermal growth factor receptor signaling pathway; Ras protein signal transduction
Cellular component (GO): plasma membrane
Molecular function (GO): GDP binding; GTP binding; GTPase activity
Source: RefSeq, a predicted model, not a curated record